AUCACGUGUCGCCGCAUGCGUAUAUGUACAAUAAAAGCACGAGGAAAUAUUUUACUAACCCAAAUUGAUCUUUCACUUCGCAUAUUUCUGCUAGAGAAGAACAAUGUCAGCACAUAAAACAUUUAUCAUCAAGCGAAAGCUUGCGAAAAAGUUGAAGCAAAACAGACCGAUUCCGCAAUGGGUGAGAAUGCGUACUGGUAAUACUAUCCGAUACAAUGCUAAGAGGCGUCACUGGAGGAGAACUAAAUUGAAAUUGUAAAACCAUAUGAUGGAAAUAUACAUAAUAUUAUUAUUAUAAUAAUAUAAUGUAUGACAAUGUAUGAAAAAUAAAGAUAAAUUUAAGGAUAA
Messenger RNA from Cataglyphis hispanica, 348 nucleotides. It is a transcript of the gene RpL39, whose product is annotated as 60S ribosomal protein L39. Gene Ontology annotation, molecular function: structural constituent of ribosome. Gene Ontology annotation, cellular component: cytosolic large ribosomal subunit; ribosome. Lineage: Eukaryota; Metazoa; Arthropoda; Insecta; Hymenoptera; Formicidae. Gene Ontology annotation, biological process: translation. The record is from RefSeq and is a predicted model, not a curated record. The transcript is spliced from 3 exons. Bases 104 to 259 code for a protein of 51 amino acids.